AUGGCAGACCAAGGCGCAGGCUAUCCCUCGCCUGCGGUGCCCAGUCUGCAAUUAAAGGAACACGAGAAAGAGAUCCUCAAGCGCCAAAUUCACACGCCGGAGGAGUCGCAGAUGGGUCGCUUAGAGCUUUUGUAUUCAUGUACAAAAACCUAUGAACUACUAGUCCUGGUCAUCAGCUCAAUUGCAGCGAUAAUUGGAGGGGCCCUUCAACCCAUAUCGUUUCUCUUUCUAGGAGGCUUAGCUCAAGCAUUUAAGGAGUUCUUCCUGGGAACAUCUUCAGGCUCUCACCUCUCAUCCCUGGUCGCAAAGUUCGCGCUAUAUUAUGUAUACGUCGCCAUUGGACAGUUUGUCUCAGUAUACAUCUCUACAGCCGGAUUCAUGAUAGGAGGUGAAAAUAUAACCCAACGACUCCGAGAAAAAUAUCUCGCCGCUAUCCUCCGCCAAAAUAUUGCAUUUUUCGAUGUCCUAGGAGCUGGCGAAAUAACAACCAGAAUCACUGCCGAUAUGAAUCUGAUCCAAGAUUCCUUGACGGGCAAACUUUCUCUGACUCUGUACUCCUGUUCCAAUUUCGGAACAGCUUUCAUAAUCAGCUUUGUGAAAAGCUGGCGCAUGGCGCUUAUUCUGAUAUCUGCAAUUGUGGCAGAGACUGGAUCUAUGAGUAUCUGCUCUUCGUUUAUGGUCAAGUAUACAAACAUCUCUUUAUCGGCAUACGCAGACGGAUCGACAGCUGCCGAGGAGGCGAUCAGUUCCAUCAGACACGUUACUGCAUUUGGGAUUCAGGACAAGCUGGCCGAUCGGUACCAGAAAUUCCUCACCAAGGCAGAGACUUAUGGUCUCAGAAGUCGUAUUGCUCUUGCGGCUAUGAUGGCCAUCAUGAAUGGUGUCAUAUUUUGGACCUAUGGAUUGACAUUUUGGCAGGGGUCUCGUUAUCUUGUUGCUGGUGAUAUUGAGUUGGGGGCUCUUAUAACCAUUCUGCUCGCUGUCCUGACUGGAGCAUUCACAUUUGGUAACAUAGCACCCAAUUUCCAAGCCUUUGCAACCGGUAUCGCAGCGACAGGAAAGAUUCUUGCAACUGUGUCCAGGAAGUCACCGCUAGAUCCAUCAUCCCCCACAGGAAGCAAGCUACGAGCUGUCUCUGGGACGAUAGAAGUGAAGAACAUUCGCCAUGUUUACCCUUCUAGACCAGACGUGCUGACUUUAGAUGGGGUAAGUCUUUUAUUUGCAGCUGGAAAGACCACCGCUAUCAUUGGUGCUUCUGGCUGUGGGAAGAGUACAUUGGCAGGCCUAAUUGAAAGGUUUUAUGAACCGAUAAGUGGCGAAAUAUUGCUCGAUGGCCACGAUAUCACGUCUCUAAAUUUGCAAUGGUUGCGCCAACAAAUAGCAAUCGUCACACAACAGCCCACACUUUUCGCCACAACUGUGUUUGAAAACAUCAGAUUUGGUCUGAUAGGCACGGAACAUGAAACAUCCCCUUAUAAUGUGGUAGAAAAUCUUGUGUUUGACGCCGCAAAGAAAGCGAACUGUUUCGAUUUCAUUUCCGCCUUGCCAGACGGAUUCCACACUAGUGUUGGUGAAAGAGGCUCAUUACUCUCGGGUGGACAAAAACAGCGAGUUGCCAUUGCACGAGCUAUUAUAAGUAAUCCAAAGGUUUUACUGCUGGAUGAGGCUACUUCGGCUCUAGAUGCCCAGGCCGAGCGGCUGGUACAGGCUGCGCUCGACGUUGCUGCUGAAGGCCGGACAACAAUCACAAUCAGUCACCGAUUAUCCACUAUCACAGCGGCAGAAAAUAUCGUUGUCAUGUCUCAUGGACGUGUUGUCGAGCAAGGAACCCACAACGACCUACUUGAGAAACGAACGGCGUAUUACGAGUUAGUGGAGAAGCAGCGCAUGUCAACUGAACGGAGUAUCGUCACCAGUGAUGCAAACUUUGCCCUCCAUGCAGAUGACCUUCCUGAUUUGAAAGAUGAUGUCGAUGAGUCCAAGUAUAUGAUCGAGAUGGGGCACAGGGAAUCCGAAGACCGCGAGAGAGAUUCAGGGAAGGCUGGCCGUGAAUACUCCUUAUGGGAGUUGAUCGUGUUCAUCGCAAACUUCAACAAGAAAGAAACGCUUACCAUGGUUUUGGGUCUGUUGUUUUCAAUCAUCACAGGCACUGGAAAUCCCACCCAGGCGGUGUUCUAUGGCAAGACAAUCGCGGCACUGUCUUUACCCCCUGAUAUGUAUGGGAAGUUGCGUCAUGAUGUCAACUUCUGGAGUUUGAUGUAUCUGAUGCUGGGAGGUACUGCAUUCCUGGGCUGGGGAGCCUCUGGUCUCUGUUUUGCCUACUGCUCCGAGCGCCUGAUUCACCGCGCUAGAGAUCAUUCUUUCCGAUCAAUCCUCCAUCAGGAUAUUUUUAUGUUCGACAAACCUGCGUUCUCGGCCGGUUCGCUGAUAUCCUCGUUGUCCACGGAUGCCACUAACCUUGCCGGAAUGAGUGGUGUGACACUAGGCUCCAUCUUCAUUGUCUUAACGACUUUGGUUGCUGGCGUGGCUGUAUCGAUUGCGAUAGGUUGGAAACUGGGACUGGUUUGUACCGCAACCAUUCCAAUUGUUCUUACUUGUGGUCUUGUCCGACUCCAGAUCCUCGGGGAAAUGGCUCGGCAGUCGAAGGCGGCGUAUGCUGCUUCAGCAACCUAUGCUUGUGAGGCAAGUUCUGCCAUAAAGACAGUUGCGUCCCUCAAUCUCGAAAGCCAUGUACAGGAAGAGUAUCACAAUAUAUUAGAAGCCCAGCGACAGAAAUCGGUCGUUUCAACGCUCAAAUCAUCAACGUUUUAUGCAGCCUCACAGUCGGCGAAUUUUCUCUGCAUUUCACUGGCCUUCUGGUAUGGAGGACGUCUAAUCAUUCACGAAGGCUAUUCUAUGGUGCAGUUCUUCAUCGCUUAUGCAGCUGUUAUCGUAGGCUCAUUCAGCGCCGGAGCUAUCUUCUCCUUCGCGCCAGAUAUGAGCAAAUCCCGGCAGGCAGCCCAGGAUAUCAAAACUUUGUUGGACCGACCUGUCAACAUCGACGCACGUCAAAUAACUGGCGAGCUGUUAACGAAAAUCGAUGGCAGCUUGGAGCUGCAAAAUAUAUAUUUCCGAUAUCCCAACCGACCGGAGAGGCUGGUUGUUAGCAACCUAAGCUUGAGUGUUCAAUCGGGACAAUACAUCGGUCUCGUUGGCGCGAGUGGAUGCGGGAAGAGUACCAUCAUUGCUUUGCUGGAGCGGUUCUUUGAUCCUGAAGCGGGACAGAUCUUGGUUGAUGGGAAAGACAUUUCUAAGUUGAAUGUCAAGAGCUACAGGAGUCAUGUUGCGCUGGUUAGUCAAGAGCCGACACUCUAUCAAGGAACUAUCAGAGAGAAUAUUACCCUGGGUACCAACGACGAGGAUGUUUCCGAGGAGAAAAUCACCAAAGCAUGCAAGGAUGCCAAUAUCUACAACUUCAUCCAAUCUCUGCCUGAUGGCAUCUCAACGGUGAUAGGAGCGAGGGGUGGCAUGCUCUCUGGCGGGCAGCAACAACGAGUAGCCAUUGCACGAGCGCUUCUUCGCAAUCCACGUAUCCUCCUCUUAGAUGAGGCAACAUCCGCGCUCGAUUCAGAGUCUGAAAAGAUCGUCCAGGAUGCUCUGAAUGCGGCGGCUCAAGGCCGAACGACGGUCGCCGUUGCACAUCGGAUAAGCACAGUGCAGAAGGCUGAUUGUAUUUAUGUGUUGCAUGAAGGGAACGUUGUGGAACAAGGGACGCAUCAAGAGUUGAUGGAGCUGGGGGGAAGGUAUUUUGAGUUGGUGAAGUUGCAGAGCUUGGAGAGGUCGGAUUAG
Messenger RNA from Penicillium concentricum, 3828 nucleotides. RefSeq lists its product as uncharacterized. The transcript is spliced from 7 exons. The coding region runs from base 1 to 3828 and encodes 1275 amino acids. Gene Ontology annotation, cellular component: membrane. Lineage: Eukaryota; Fungi; Ascomycota; Eurotiomycetes; Eurotiales; Aspergillaceae. Gene Ontology annotation, molecular function: ATP hydrolysis activity; ABC-type transporter activity; ATP binding. Gene Ontology annotation, biological process: transmembrane transport. The record is from RefSeq and is a predicted model, not a curated record.